GACACACUUGUUCUCGCCAGCUACAUGCAUCAUGAAUGAAUCUGCCUCUAGUGGAAAUGGACAAGAGUUUGAUGUGUUUAGUGCUAUGGACUGGAAAGAUGGGAUAGGUACUUUGCCAGGAAGUGAUCUAAAGUUUAGAGUGAAUGAAUUUGGAGCCCUAGAAGUGAUUACAGAUGAAACUGAGAUAGAAAGUGUGAAGAAGGCAACUGCUACGACAACUUGGAUGGUGCCAACUGCUCAAGAAGCCUUUUCAGAAAAGACAGGGAUCCCCACAAAGUUGAAGGAAGCUGCAAAAGUGGAUGGACUUGUUUUCUGUGAAAACUGUUAUCGCUAUGGUACCAUAGAAGAAUUUGUUCCUGAAGGGAAAUUUUGCAGCCAGAAUUGUGCCCAGCAAGUAAAAAUCAAACAACCAAAGGAGGAAAAGCCCGACGUGGAAUGCAAUGGUGAAGAUGAUUCCAAAGGCAUUAGGAAGAGAAAAACAAAACUACCUUUCAAAGAAGAGUGCAAGGAUAAUUGGGAGAAGAAGGAGAAGCCUGAUGAAACUGAGGACAAACAAGACGGAAGGAUCUUGAGAGUCUCACAGCGAGCCAGAAGAAAAAGAAAAGGGGAAAUAACAGUUUUGAAGCAAACUGUGCCCUCUAAAGGGAAGCAAGCCUGGUGCUGGGCAUCCUACUUGGAGGAAGAAAAGGCUAUUGCGGUACCAACCAAGCUUUUCAAAGAGUACCAGUCUUUCCCAUACAACAAAAAUGGAUUCAAAGUAGGAAUGAAACUGGAAGGUGUGGAUCCAGAACACCAGUCAAUAUACUGUAUCCUCACAGUGGCUGAGGUUUGUGGCUACAGAAUACGACUCCAUUUUGAUGGAUACCCAGAUUGUUAUGAUUUCUGGGUAAAUGCUGAUUCUUCAGAUAUUCAUCCUGUUGGAUGGUGUGAGAAAACAGGUCACAAGCUUCAUCCACCUAAAGGAUACAAGGAAGAGGAAUUUAGCUGGCCCGCGUAUCUAAAGGCAUGCAAGGCUCAAGCUGCUCCUAAAUCUCUAUUUGAAAACCAGAAUGUGACAGUGAUUCCAUCGGGAUUUCGAGUGGGAAUGAAGCUUGAAGCUGUAGACAAAAAGAACCCCACUUUCAUUUGUGUUGCUACGGUAACAGACAUGGUGGACAAUCGUUUUCUGGUUCAUUUUGACAACUGGGAUGAGAGUUACGACUACUGGUGUGAGGCAGCUAGCCCACAUAUUCAUCCUGUUGGAUGGUGUAAAGAGCAUAAAAGAACCCUCAUCACCCCGCCAGAUUACCCACAUGCUAAACACUUUUCCUGGGAGAAAUAUUUGGAAGAAACCAGUUCCUUACCUGCACCUGCAAGAGCUUUUAAAGUGAAACCUUCUCACGGCUUUCAGAAAAGUAUGAAACUUGAAGUAGUUGACAAGAGAAAUCCAGUGUUUAUCAGAGUAGCAACUAUUGUAGAUACUGAUGACCAUAGAAUAAAAGUUCAUUUUGAUGGCUGGGAUAGUAUUUAUGAUUAUUGGACUGAUGUAGAUAGCCCUGAUAUCCAUCCUGCAGGCUGGUGUGCAAAAACUGGACACCCUCUUCAGCCCCCACUUAGUCCCUUGGAAUUAGUGGAAGCUUUAGAGAAUGGAGGUUGUCCCAUAUCGGGAUGCAAAGGAAUUGGGUACAUUAAAAGAGCAAGACAUAUCGGCCAUCACAGUGCAGCGAGCUGCCCCUACUCGGAGCUGAACGUGAGCAAGGAGAGUCUCCUGCCCGACCGGCUCAGCGGGGAGAUGCCUGCGGCCAGCCCCGGCCCCCGAGGCAGGAGAGCCGAAGCCAGUGAACGAUGCAGCUCUCCUGUCAUCAGGUAACUACAGAGAUUCCCUAGUCCUGGUCAUAUAGACAUGAAAUCUCCAGUUCAUAACUGAUUAUGUGGAAAGUCCCUGUCAGAAAUGGUUAAGCAGGAAGAUCCAGAAAGUAAAUCUCCUUGCAGGAAGCCCUCGUUAUGGGAUGUGGCAGAAAAGAAGCCAUGUGGUGGAGUGCAACAAACAAAAGACUCCAUAAAGACUCAAGAGUGUGAAGAGGAGGAGACAGAAAAUAAGCUGCUCGUUUCAAAUGAAAUUAAAGAUGUUGAAGAGCCCGGUACCCAGAGGCUUCUUCCUCAACCUGUUGUGGUGUCUUCCAAGUUGCAAAUCCCCGGCCUUCCCUUGCGCUGGGAGCAACAGAGCAAGCUCCUGCCGAGUGUUGCUGGGAUCCCAGCCAGCAAAGUUUCCAAGUGGAGUACGGAUGAGGUGUCUGAAUUUAUACGGAGUUUACCGGGAUGUGAAGAACACGGCAAGGUGUUUAAAGAUGAGCAAAUUGAUGGAGAAGCAUUUCUGCUAAUGACCCAAUCAGACAUAGUGAAAAUCAUGAGCAUUAAACUGGGACCAGCCCUGAAAAUCUUUAAUUCCAUCCUGAUGUUCAAAGCUGCAGAGAAAAACUCUCACAACGAACUCUGA
Molecule: messenger RNA, 2476 nt
Organism: Tinamus guttatus (white-throated tinamou)
Lineage: Eukaryota; Metazoa; Chordata; Aves; Tinamiformes; Tinamidae
Source: RefSeq, a predicted model, not a curated record